AUGGCACCAUCCAUUGCCGAAGCUCCCUCUGCGGAAAUUGUUGUUCCUGUGAAGGCUGAUCUGGAAAAGUCCGCCACCAAGCCUAAGAUCCGAAGAACCAUCGAUGAAGAAGGGGGUAAAUCUACCGCGAGUUAUCCAAAUUACCUCCCUACUUGGGACUACGGCGAAAAGUAUCCCGCAUUGGAAUCAUUCACCCACGUCGAUCAUGGAAAAGAUGCCGAUAGUUCUCUGAAGGACCUCUUAAAAGAAGGAUCGAAGAUACAAAAGCUCACACCCACAAUUGGCUCCGAAGUCACAGGGGUCCAGCUCAGCAAGUUGACGCCAGAAGGAAAGGAUCAGCUGGCUUUGCUGGUUGCCCAGCGUAAAGUUGUCGCCUUCCGCGACCAAGAUCUUGCAGACUUGCCAAUCCAGGAAGCUCUUGACUUCGGCGGCUAUUUUGGCCGCCAUCAUAUCCACCCUACGAGUGGGUCACCGGAAGGAUUUCCCGAGGUUCACCUUGUUCAUCGUAACAACAACGCCUGGGAAUUUGAUAAUUAUCUCGCCGCGAAGAAUAGUAGUGUCUCAUGGCACUCUGAUGUCACUUAUGAGGCACAACCGCCUGGUACUACUUUCUUGUAUAUUCUCGACACGCCCGAGGUUGGAGGUGAUACUGCUUUUGUGAACCAGGUUGAGGCCUAUAACCGACUUUCACCCGCAGUGAAGGAGAGGCUUCAUGGUCUCAAGGCCGUGCAUUCUGGGGUGGAGCAGGCUGACUUCAGUCUGCAGCGUGACGGGGUGGUAAGACGGGAGCCCGUGAAAAACGAGCAUCCUCUUGUUCGAACUCACCCCGUUACUGGAGAGAAAGCGUUGUUUGUGAAUGCUGGAUUCACUCGUAGCAUCGUCGGGCUUAAAAAGGAAGAGAGCGACGCAUUGCUUGGAUUUUUAUUGGCCCAUAUUGGCCGCGGUAUUGACUUCCAGGCUCGUGUUCGAUGGGCUCCUAAGACUGUGGUAGUUUGGGAUAAUCGUAUCACUGCUCACUCUGCAAUCAUCGAUUGGGCGACUGGUGAGCGCCGGCAUUUGGCACGCAUCACACCGCAGGCCGAACGCCCCUUUGAAACACCUUACACUCCGACGGAAGAUGAAUCUCCCAGUUGGAUACCAGCUAUUUAG
Molecule: messenger RNA, 1149 nt
Organism: Penicillium waksmanii
Lineage: Eukaryota; Fungi; Ascomycota; Eurotiomycetes; Eurotiales; Aspergillaceae
Product: TauD/TfdA dioxygenase family protein
Exons: 4
Coding region: 1-1149 (382 amino acids)
Cellular component (GO): cytoplasm
Molecular function (GO): 2-oxoglutarate-dependent dioxygenase activity
Source: RefSeq, a predicted model, not a curated record